CGCGGGGCGCAGAGCGGGGGCGUGGCGGCGGAGGCGGCGCGCGCUCGCCAUUGGUCUGCCGGCACCCACGCGCUCCGCCCCCUUGGCGCCGUCGCCCGCGAGACCCGCUCAGUGCCUCGCGUGCCGUCGCAUGUUGCGCACGUAUCGCGCGUUCUAAUUCCGCAUAACAUUGCAGAUGCGAGUUCGACACUGAUAAAAAAAAUGCCCGCUGAGGACGAACCCGGGGCGGCGAUGGAGGGCCGCGAAACCGCCGAUGGGUCUCCCCAGCAAUUCUGCUUGAGAUGGAACAAUUACCAAAGCAACCUCGCCAACUGCUUCGACCAGCUUCUUCAGACGGAAUCUUUCGUGGACGUCACCCUCGCCUGUGAAGGACAGAGCCUGAAAGCCCAUAAGGUGGUCCUGUCAGCCUGCAGCCCGUAUUUCCAGACGCUCUUCAUGGACAAUCCAUGCAGGCACCCCAUAAUAAUAAUGCGCGACAUAAAGUACUGCGAUCUGAAGGCGGUCGUGGACUUCAUGUACCGCGGAGAGAUAAACGUGUCGCAAGAUCAGAUCACGGCGCUACUGAAGGUGGCGGAGAUGCUGAAGAUCAGGGGUCUGACGGACGUGAGCGGGGAGCACGCGGUGCUGCGGCCGGGCGGGCCGGAGAGGGCGCCGAAGAGGCCGGUAAGCCGCGAGGGGGAGUCCCCGGCGAAGGUCCGGCGCCGGUCGUUGGAGCGCAGCCCGGGCCCGAGCCCGCGCCGCUCGCCGAGCACGCCGGCUGAGCUGCUGGGCGAACACGCGGCGCACACGCCCGCGCCGCCGGCGCCGCUGCUGGCCGAGGACGUGGACAUUCGGCCCGGCAUCGCUGAGAUGAUCCGCGAGGAGGAACGGGCUAAGUUACUGGAGAGUUCGCACGCAUGGCUCGGGGCUUCCACGUCAUCCAUCGCAGCAGACAGCUACCAGUACCAACUUCAGUCGAUGUGGCAGAAGUGCUGGAACACGAACCAGAGCCUGGUGCACAACCUGCGGUUCCGCGAGCGCGGGCCUCUCAAGUCCUGGCGGCCGGAGACCAUGGCCGAGGCCAUCUUCUCCGUGCUGAAGGAAGGCCUGUCGCUGUCGCAGGCGGCGCGGAAGUACGACAUCCCCUACCCGACCUUCGUGCUGUACGCCAACCGCGUGCACAACAUGCUGGGGCCCAGUGCCGACGGCGGCGCAGAUUUGAGGCCAAAGGGGCGCGGGCGGCCGCAGCGCAUCCUGCUGGGCGUGUGGCCCGACGAGCACAUCCGCGGCGUCAUCCGCGCAGUCGUCUUCCGCGACACUCACGCGCACACCACGCACCACAUCAAGGAGGAGACAUUGCCUGUCUAUCCCGCAAUCACGGAUGGAAUCUCGGUGCCAAAUGCUUACGGCCCUGUAGCGUGCGGUAACGGGCGAGAGGGGGGUGUGUCACCGAACGCGGCCGCCGCCGCCGCCGUGGCCGCCGUGGCGCACGGCCUUCGCCGGCAGAUGUGCAACAUGGUGGUGGCAGCGCAGCGGCCGCCCGACCACCCGCCGCACCUGGGCCUGCCCCCGCUGCCGCUGCAGUCGCCGCGGCUUCCGUCACCGCUAUCGGCCGGUCUCGAGUCGCCGCUGUGCUCCCCGCCCCCUCCUGGGCACGCGUUGGAACCUCCAAAACCGACCGAUCCAUUCCGACCCUUCGCUUCACCGAGACCUGAUAGCCGCUACGACCGCGACGUCGCAGAGAUUACAGAGAUGGGUCCUCCGAAGACCCCCAUCCCGAUCGCGAAAAACGGCAAAGAGCUGUCGUCACCGGUGCCGGUGAAGAUGGAGCCACCGCCCGCGGAGGCGCGCGCGGAGAAUAUCUGAAGCGAGGCGGCGGGCGCGGCCCCGCAGACGCCGCCGAUCGCACCGGUCGGCGUGCCGCCGCCGCUGCCCGCUUAUCCGUAUUUCGUUCCGAACCGCAACUCUGUUGGAUACUUCUAGAUAUUCUAGAUGUGGUUGCGUAUUCCAUGUCUCGAGGCAUGUGACCAUCCGACCGAACGAGAGUAACGGAAUUACGUUGAUUCAUAUUUAUUUUCAAGUGGACUCGCUGUGCAAUAUAAUGCUUGUUGUUUAGUUAUUCAAUUUUCUAUUAAGAUUAUUUUAGUUUAAUCUUAUUUUGUUUACUUUGUGGUUUAUAUGUAUAGUUGUGUUCCAGUGAUAUUUUGAAAUAAAGUUUUGUCAAUAUCUGUAAAGGUGGGUCACAAGCCGAAGACGCCGCAGUAAUUCGAAGGCAACAGGAAGUGCAGCUGAAGUCACAACUGUCUCGGUUGCGGCUCCACCUCACUGUUUUAUUAUUAUCUACUCAUAAGUAGAAUGUCAAACGUACUGUGUAAGCUUAAAUUUACUAUAUUUAUCAAUACAAAUUAGAUGAAAUCAUGAAUGUAGGGAAAUCAAAAUUUUAAAUAUUUGGCCCGAUUAAAAAAAGACUGUUCGGUAUACCUAUUCAUCAAAAUAUGUGUAAGACAAAAAUUAAAUAGUAUUAGAGAUAUUACAAGAAAUCUAGAUGUAUCCUUUCGUCGUCAGAUCGAUGUCAAUUUAUCAACUAGCAGUGGUAGCGGGCACCGCAGCGGUGGCCGGGCCUGCUGCCCGCCCCCGCCGCCCGCGCACCCUCGCUCGCCGCUCAGCUUGCCCGUGCUCGGCUUGCGCAUAAGCUUAUGUUAUGCCAGCUCCUUUGCUCUAGUUGUACAUCUUUAAUUUUUUAUUCACUACCUAUAUAGCUCGAAUCCCAAGCGAAACGCCAAAAAAAUGUGUGAACGAGUUUUAACAAGAUUUUGAGGUAAUUUCCACAUUAAACCAAGAUGAAACUUUUAUUAUCUACAUAGCAUUUUUUUUAAUUAUUUCGAUUACAUUAACAGUUUUGAGGUAAAAAAUAGGGAUGAUGACACAUGUUGAAUUUGAUAACAAAAUCUAGUAACAUAGAUAGCAAAUGAGCAAUUUUCACAAUAAUGUAGAUAUUAAAAUAAUAUAUGGAAAUAAUACAAAAAUACAGGACUUGAAAGUUUCAAAAUUUAAGUAAUACAAUUAAUUCGAUUCCUUACAUUUUAUCCAAAAAAUAUUGUACAGCAACUAUAUACAUAAACGCAAUAUUUCACCGACAAAAACGCAAUUUUCUUAUUUUGUGCAUACAUUCAAACUGGGCUCUCAGUGAACUUCACUUCACUUAUCGUUUUGUUAGAAGCGUUUCGUGAGUGAAGUACGACUUUGACUAUCAUUUCUGACUUUUGUAUUGCUUUAAUGCAAUGGGUCCCAUAUAGACAUUUGAUCCUAAAAAUAAACCUGAUCGAUUGAUACCAUUAAUAAAAAUUUGUCAUCUAGCCUAUUCCGGCCCUACGUCCUAAACUCUGUUGCCCAGUGACAAGUGUAACGAAACCACACACGUUUUCUGGGAGUGUACACGCGCGCGUUUCAUUCCUUUUAUCAGUCGACUUAAGCGGGCUUCCUCACAUUUCAUAAUUUUAUUAAACAAGACACAAAUUGUUCAUUCAUGUUGUCAGUAGGAGUAUAAUACUAGUCCAGGAAGUGACUACCGGUGGAUACCUACAUAUAUCAUUUUAUAAUGUUAUACUGUGUGUAGAAUAAGCCUUCAAAGUUAAAAUAGUCGAUACAAUGGGAGACAAGCAUGGCGGGUGGCAGCUUACUCUCUCCGGCCGAGCGGGCGAGCGGCGCGGUAGACUUAGUGAUCGCCAAAUGUAAAAUAGAUGUAUGAUUAGCAAGUAGUGACGUUCCAAAUGUUAGGCUAACUUAGACGUGCUGGGCUCCGUAGCAUCUCCUCACAUUAACGCCACGCCCCUCCGGGGCCGCUUGUUCACUCACAGUUUUCCUUUUCACAUUGGGCAAUUGAUGUCCCUUCCGCGUUAUAUUUCAGCUUGAUUUGCGUCUGUUAACGUGCGGAGACAGGAGCCCGAUUAGUUGUAAGAGCACAAUCGCCAAGCAUUGGAUGUUAUAAAAAAUUCGAGCGUCUGCUGAUGACCUGUGUGUAGCUAGAUUAAACAUUUCAAUUUUCUUAGAUUAGCUUAAUGUAUGUGACUAUUAGUAGCGAUCAGUCAGAAUAAAUUAAAAUAACGGCGACGACAUAUUUAAUCUACUUACGAUCUUGAAUUUAUUCGCCAGUGGAGUCGGCCCUUCGGCUGCGCCGGAGCGACUCAACUGCUUUGAGGUGUACCUAGGUAUAUGUACAAAUUUUUUUUUAUCGAUAAAUUCCUGGACGCAAAGUUGCUUUGUUUCAUAGUUUUGGUGGGAAAUUGUUAGAGUACGGACCUUCUUGCCGCAAGGGUAUACCAUGAUUUAGAAACGUUCGUCGGCGGACAUUCGAGGCGUUCGGCGGGGCGGUUUCGACCCCGGCGCGGACGCGUAACGCGUAAGCAUGUAAAAUAAGUCUCCAAGUGGCCUUGAUACUUCACUAUUAUUUGGGAUUUGGAUUAUCGAUUCGGUUCAAGUUUGGAAUUAGUGUAUAAAAAAGACCAAAUUAUUAAAAAGUACAUUUGCGAUUCAGAUCUAGUGUUGAAACUAUUUGGCUAUCCUUUUGGAAAUAACGUUUAAUAUAGGAAAAAAGAAAGUUAUAUAAUGGCCUAUACGUUUCGGAUGAAUUGCGUAAAUUUUGGUAAAUGUUACUACGCAUAUUUUCUAUUGUCUAAGUCUAGGCUAAUGUGUUCAAAAAGUAAUUUAAAAUUUUUGAAAAAAAGUAGAAAGUGCCUUCCAAAUUUUUGACCACAGUAAGUGUCGGGACGGGUGCGGCGAAGAUCGGACGAGGCGCGCGUAUCGCGGCGCGCGCUGCACGUCGGUGCGCGCCCGCCGCGAGCCGUGCGCUUCACGUGCUUAACUAUAAAAACGUUAGACUAAUAAAAAUUCAAAAUUAUUAUAUAAAAAAUAAAUACAUAUGACUAUUAUUAUAGAAAAAUAUAAAUAAAAUAAUAUAUUUGGCCGAUGUGGUUAUACCCUGACAGGCAAGCGUUAGCUGAAUAUUCGGCAUCAAAAUUAAUUAUAUAUUUUCUUUGUAUACAAUCACCUGGUUCCAUUGAGAAACAAUGCAGACAUAGCAAAGUGCCAUUCGUUUGAACUGAAUCUUUAAAGGUUCAUUUCGUAUCACGUGGAUUCUGUAGUAAUAAUUAAACUUUAAUUAAUUUAUUGUACUGAUAAAAGUAUAUACAUUUCGAUUACAUAAAUAAGUAACUAUGUUAUUUUCGUGAUAGAUAAGUAAAAUUUACUGGUUAGUAUUAUUGUACACAGACGAACAGUGAACGUAAAUGUGCGCGCAGCACCCGCCGACACGAGCCCGUGUCGGGACUCGGCGUGGCUUCUCGCUUUUGUGAUCCUACUCGCAUGUGUUUAAUACAUAUAACCAACGUACCUUCCUAAGGUGUUCUUUGCCAGAACUCAGAACCGGUUUCUUUGAUACUUGAGCUCUCUCUAAUAAAUAUAAUUUCCCAGUCACAUAGUCUAGCAGAAAUUCGUAAAGUGCAAAACCAGCGUGAUGUAGCCAGUCUUUAGUACCUAAAUUUCCAGUCUAUUGUAUGUAUAUAUAAGUAUAGUAGUAUGUGCACUUGUUAAACCUGUACAUGAGCUGCGAGUAGGAGAUGGAUCCCAUUCUCGUUUGGUAUUAAUUCAAACAUUUUUUAAGUUUUGUUAAGAUAAAGGACUAGUGAAGUGUUACGUUUGAUUAUAAUAAGCCCCCAAAACCCCAAAGGUGCAGCUAGCAAAGGUGAGUUCGCGGGCCGGCUCGCUGGCUCCACGGGACCUGCCAGAGCGCUAUGGUAUAUAGUCACUCUCUCGAGCACAUUUACGUUCCCUGUACGAAGGGCGGUUUUGGUUAGAAUAUACAAUGUAUACAUGUUAGACAUUAAUUUAUAAUUUAAAAUAUCCAUGAUGAAUACGAUGACUAGCAAAGCACCAGCGAGCGAAGCUCCGCUGCUGGCGCUACAUGACAACAUGAUACUAUUAUUAUCCCUUCUUCUGAUUUGUGAUAGUAAAAACUAAAAUAUUUUUAAUAUAAAGAACAAUUAUCCUUUCUCAAAAUGUUCCCUUUGUAAAGGACACUAUUGCUAAGUUUAACUAUAUAUCACAAUUUAUUAUUUAUUUCUUUAGUUUAAAAGAACAUAAUUUUUUAAGCCGUUGUGGGCUCAAAAUAAAUACUUAUUUGUAAUUAAAAUUGAUACCUACAUAUGUUGCUAAGCAUACACAAACCUUCAAACAUGGAAAUUUACCAAAAAUGUGACAAGAUUGAUUAUCAGAUAUUAUUUCUCGAUCAAUAUGAUCUGCUUAGUAGUAGUGACGUUGAUGGUAUAGGUAUUAAAACCUGCAUGUAUAAGUUUUACCAUUAUUGCUUUCAGUGCAACAAAAGAUUUUAGAUUGCAUAUCAUUACAACUAAAUAUUGGGUUCUCCUGCGAUGUUAACUUUCUUAUAAUCAUUGGUGAAAGCUGUGAUAGAGCAAAGUAUUUCUUCUUUGGUGGAAUCUCGUAGUUGCCGAUAAUGUCCCGUACAACUUGUACAAGUAUCGUAAAUUAACUGCCCUUCACCGUGCCUCAGCCGCAGGCCGCGUCGUGUUUAGUUUCCAGCCAGUUCACCCAGUGUAAUAUUACUAGUAUUCAUAGUCCUUAUCCUACCUCAUGUCACAGGAGAAUCCACACCGAGACACUGAUGUUUUAAAUAUGGUAUCGUCACUUUAAAACAAACAAAUACAUCUUUGUUCAUUUAUUAUUCUAAUAUAGAAGAUGAUAUAGGUCGCUAUAAUUAUCGUCGUUAUAGAAAUUAUGUUACGGUUUCAAUUAAAAGUUGUUAAGAUUUUUCUUAUUUUUCAACACCUCUGUUCCUUAUUAAUUAGUUUUCUAUUAUGUUUAUCAUUUUACAAAAUAUCUUUAUUAACGGCUUAGUUACUAUCGAUGAGUAUAGAAUGUAUUGCAGUUGCUAACCAGCGUUGUGUUGACCGAACGGAACGGACCUUUUACAAUUUUCUCUGUGAAAUAUUACCUUAGUUCUUAACUUCUAUCUCGUUACACUUAUGUCUGGGGGCCUAGCCAAGAUGCCAAUCUUUUGCGCCUUAGUGAACGCAACGGUACAACAACUCUUCCAUAUAAAUACGACAGAGACAUUAGCGUUUCGUUCGCUACGGCGCAAACGUUUGGCAUCUUGGCUAGGCCAUCUGUUUAUUAUACUCUGAUUUGUGCGACAGACGUAGGUACCAAUUGUAACGAGAGCGCUAAGUUUUAUAUCGUGUAUAGAAGAGGCACCGGUCUAUCCUAAGCUUUUUGUUCAUUUGUAAUCCUCUCAUUUAGUAUGUACCUUAAACAAUAUUUUUCAGAUAUAUAGAUUUGAGUUUUUUCGUUCGGCCAGACACAAUCUUAACCAAAUUCGGUAUCUGUAUCAAGUACAAUUAUUAAUAAAUAUUGGUGUUUAACAGUUUAUAUAAAUUAGUUCACAAUUUCGCCGUGUUCAACGUUCAGUCUUUUAGUGCUCAGAUCAUUCAUAAAUUGUAACUGUAUCUUAACUGUCUCAAACGAUUACUUUUAGUAAUGUAAAAUGUUUAAGUUCGUUAUUGUCACCGUGUACCGUUGUCUGAAUGAAUACAUAAAAAUAGAGCAAAACAA
This is a messenger RNA of Cydia strobilella, 7602 nucleotides long. Its product is annotated as protein bric-a-brac 1-like. Gene Ontology annotation, cellular component: nucleus. Gene Ontology annotation, molecular function: protein binding; DNA binding. The record is from RefSeq and is a predicted model, not a curated record. Bases 202 to 1845 code for a protein of 547 amino acids. Gene Ontology annotation, biological process: regulation of transcription by RNA polymerase II. The transcript has 5 exons. Lineage: Eukaryota; Metazoa; Arthropoda; Insecta; Lepidoptera; Tortricidae.